This is a messenger RNA of Onychomys torridus (southern grasshopper mouse), 2776 nucleotides long. It is a transcript of the gene Ints14, whose product is annotated as integrator complex subunit 14. Lineage: Eukaryota; Metazoa; Chordata; Mammalia; Rodentia; Cricetidae. Gene Ontology annotation, cellular component: integrator complex. Gene Ontology annotation, biological process: snRNA 3'-end processing. Bases 601 to 2157 code for a protein of 518 amino acids. The transcript has 13 exons. The record is from RefSeq and is a predicted model, not a curated record.
GGUAGCAGCGGCGUGAGGCUUGUGUUUCGCUGGUGGUUGGGGUUACGGGGGAAGGGGUGAAGGUGAAGCAGCAGCGGGCAGGCGACGGGCCUUCGCUACCGCCCCCGCGGGGUGGCCGUCUCUGGACGCCCGCUCCAGGGCCUGCUCCCGGCCUCCCUUCCGUGUGGCCCCCGGUUUCAGCGCGGCUCUUGGAAACAGCGGGUUUUCGCGCCGGGGCCAAGCCUCCUGUGUUCCCUCUUCCCCUGACAGACUUCCGUCCCUGGCCCCAGGGAGUUUCGUCUCCUCUUUCCCCAACAAAUGUUUUGGGCUCGUUUUAAAGUGCUUACAACCUGAGUACAAAAGUUGGCCACGGCUGAGGAAGUGCACUUGGGACCUGACACAAAUGCAUCAGGCGGGAGAAAGAGCCAGCUUCUCAGGUGUCUUCAGAGAAGGCCAGACGGACAGCUGUGGUCACCCAUUGAAGUGCUAACAGCAGAUUUCAUGGGCUGGAGGUGCUUGUUGAUACCUGAUCUGAGGAAACCAUUUUCCAUUCUCUUAAGAGCAUUUCUCUGGUUGUAGCUGGCUCUCGGUUCUUAGAGGGAGUGCUAGAAUUAUCCCAUCAUGCCCACUGUGGUGGUAAUGGAUGUGUCCCUUUCCAUGACCCGCCCUGUGUCUGUCGAGGGCUCUGAGGAAUACCAGCGGAAGCACCUGGCUGCCCACGGCCUGACAAUGCUGUUUGAACACAUGGCCACCAACUACAAGCUUGAAUUCACAGCACUGGUGGUGUUUUCAUCACUUUGGGAACUGAUGGUCCCCUUCACAAGAGAUUACAACACCCUACAGGAAGCGCUGAGUAACAUGGAUGAUUAUGACAAAACCUGCCUGGAGUCCGCCUUAGUUGGUGUUUGCAAUAUUGUCCAGCAAGAAUGGGGUGGAGCAAUUCCUUGCCAGGUUGUUCUGGUGACUGAUGGCUGUCUCGGCAUUGGCAGAGGGUCACUGCGACACUCCCUGGCUACUCAGAAUCAAAGAAGCGAGAGCAACAGAUUUCCACUCCCCUUUCCUUUCCCGUCUAAGUUGUAUGUCAUGUGCAUGGCAAACUUGGAGGAGCUGCAGAGCACCGAUUCCUUGGAAUGCCUUGAACGACUCAUAGACUUAAACAAUGGUGAAGGGCAAAUUUUUACUAUUGAUGGCCCCCUGUGUUUGAAAAAUGUACAGUCUAUGUUUGGGAAACUGAUCGAUCUGGCGUACACGCCUUUCCAUGCUGUUCUCAAGUGUGGCCACCUAACGGCUGACGUACAAGUCUUCCCCAGGCCAGAGCCUUUUGUUAUAGAUGAAGAAAUUGAUCCUAUCCCUAAAGUCAUUAACACAGAUUUGGAAAUCGUGGGCUUUAUUGAUAUAGCUGAUAUUUCCAGCCCCCCAGUUUUGUCCAGGCAUUUGGUCUUGCCCAUAGCACUUAACAAAGAAGGUGAUGAGGUGGGUACUGGCAUCACUGAUGACAAUGAGGAUGAAAAUUCAGCCAAUCAGAUCGCUGGCAAAAUACCCAACUUCUGUGUGCUGCUCCAUGGGAGCCUGAAAGUGGAAGGGAUGGUGGCGAUUGUACAGCUAGGUCCUGAGUGGCAUGGAAUGCUCUACUCACAAGCUGACAGCAAGAAGAAGUCAAACCUCAUGAUGUCUCUCUUCGAGCCUGGCCCAGAGCCUCUGCCAUGGCUGGGGAAGAUGGCGCAGUUGGGUCCCAUUUCAGAUGCAAAAGAGAACCCUUAUGGGGAGGAGGACAACAAGAGCCCGUUCCCCCUGCAGCCCCGAACCAAACGCAGUUACGCCCAGAAUGUGACUGUCUGGAUCAAACCCAGCGGCCUGCAGACAGAUGUACAGAAGAUCUUAAGAAAUGCAAGAAAGCUCCCUGAAAAAACACAGACAUUCUAUAAGGAGCUGAACAGGUUACGAAAGGCUGCCUUAGCCUUUGGUUUCCUGGACCUGCUUAAAGGGGUGGCUGACAUGCUGGAGAGGGAGUGCACCCUGCUGCCUGACACAGCCCACCCAGAUGCAGCAUUCCAGCUCACCCACGCUGCCCAGCAGCUCAAGCUGGCCAGCACCGGCACGUCUGAGUAUGCUGCCUAUGACCACAACAUCACACCCUUGCAUACAGACUUCUCAGGAAGCAGCACUGAACGGCUGUGACGCUGACCUCUGGAGCUUUCCUUCUUUGUUCAUUUUGUCUGAAAAUGACUGAGUUCAAACCUUUCCAGCUCAUUCAGCUCCAGGUAGCCACCAAUGACCUUGAGCUGUCUCAGAAGCAGCACUGCCGAUUUGAAUGUCGACUGCAGUCUGAGAAAGGUCUGGAGGGUGGUUGUCUAGGGCUUUUACACUAGCUGUAUGGGGCUCAGUCUUUAAUCCAAAACAGCUUUUGUUCCAUGUUGAGCACAGCUCCUGAGAAGCUUGGACAGAUGAGGACAGAGCUCUGCUGCCGCCCUCAGGAAGCCUGCCCAGCAAGGGCCUUCCUCCAUCCAGAAAACAACUUUUUACAGGUUUAUGUGUCAAUUAUAAGGACAUUCUUAAACUACUGUGCUUAGAAUGAGCAAUCCGGACAUCCAGAACCUGCCUAAGCACAAACCUGAUGCCACUGAGUUUCAGAUUUUUUAGAACUUGUUAAAAUGCAGUGACCAUGCUCAGGUGUUUCUGGUGUAUCUCAAGGUACAAAUUUUUAGACAGUAACCACAUAUGUGUAAAAUCACUCCUGUUCAUGUUUUUAAAUGAAAAUUAAAUAUUUGAUUUUCUAUAAAAUGAUUUCAUCUAGAAA